AUUCUUAUUGGUCCGUUAUGUCGCGGGCGUUUAAACAGCUAGGACCGUCAACCAAGCUAAGCGAGCGCUAGUCGUCAAUCCCGAAUGUUUACUGUUACAGAUCAUUAAAUAACAUUUUUCUGGUAAUGACGGAAGUGAAGCAAGACAGUGUAGCGUUGUGAAUUGUGGAAGCGUUUCUUCUAAUUCUGUGUUGUUUGGAAGGUACUUGGUCUUGAUGUUGGACGCAGCUAUCCUUCACGUCAUCAGAAUGGUUCUACACAUCCUCGGAAAUACACAAGAUGACCAGGAGGUCAUCGGGUCACAGAGUCAUCUCCCUGCAAAGAGACGGCGUAGGAGGAGUCUGAUCAGAGCAAUAGGAUCCAGUCUUCCGCUGGCUCCAAUACAGAGAGUUCACUUCCAGAUUUUUCGACGUUCUGAGCCCCCACCAUGGCGUCACCAGUUCUUUGAAGAGGAUUGUGAGCCGACCUUUAUCCCUACCCUGUCAGAUCUACCCUGGAUCAUCAUGGCAACACCAGAUAAAGAUAUCAGGUCCAGGUCUGAAUAUCGGCCGGUCAAGAACAAGACGAAGCGACGAAUCACCAUGACCGUGCGCCCCCUUCACCACACCCCACCCAAAUACUGCACAACCCCCUCCCCCCAGCGAACCCCCACCUGCAGCCAAUCCCCUCUCCCGUUUACAAUAGAACCACAGACGCCUCCCAAGGGUGGUGCGUCUCCUCCCUGGCCAAAGGCCGUUGACCCCUAUGCAAAGGUCGACGACCCUGUCGCCCAGAAGAAGAUAUCGGCGCUGGAAGAUGAGCUGGAGAAGCUGAGGUCACAGAUUGCCAUGAUUGUCACCAUGCAGUCACAGCUGCCACAAGCAGAUCCAUCUCACACUCCAUGUACUCCUGUAAGUCGGAUGAGCAUAGCACCCACGAUGGCCCCUAUUCCACCACCACCUCCUCCACCAUUUGGUGCUGCCCCUCCCCCUCCACCACCACCGUGUGGAGCACCCCCGCCUCCACCUCCACCUCCCCCUCCAAUCUCAGCUCCUAAACUCUCUGCAAUUGACCUCAUCAAACAGAACAGGGCUAAGAACAAGAACAAACCCAAGGAAACAGGAUCAGAUAGUAUGCCAAACAUGGCUGAUAUACUGAAGGGACUUGGGACGGUCAAGUUAAAGUCAAUAGCAAGGUCACCGGGCGGAACCCCCGUCAGGAAGAAACCCAAAUCUUCUGAAGCUAACGACCCAGCCUCCAUCAUCGCCAGGGCCUUGAAGAAGAAGUUUGCCCACGCCCGUCUCAGCUGCAGCCCGACGGCCGCUAACAAGGAGAAUAUCAACAGCUCUGGAUCCCCCGUGGGAAAGUGGAGUCCUGCCAGGCAUGCCAGCCCUAAGUUUGGACAGCAUUUGCUGAAGCCCUCGCUCAGAGCGCAGCCCAGCAUCAGGCAGCCCCGCCCCCUUGCAGAUGUCAAUACAUGAUGGACAGACACUCGGUGAAAGCAGAAGAUAUUAGACCUUAUACCCUACUCAAUAGAGCUCAAAGAGCUGAAUGAUAACUAAUUAAUGGUGAGAGAGAGAGGGGAGAGAGAGAGAGAGGGGGAGGGAGGGAGGGAGGGAGGGA
Messenger RNA from Strongylocentrotus purpuratus (purple sea urchin), 1601 nucleotides. RefSeq names its product mitochondrial fission regulator 2. The record is from RefSeq and is a predicted model, not a curated record. The coding region runs from base 215 to 1459 and encodes 414 amino acids. Gene Ontology annotation, biological process: aerobic respiration; mitochondrial fission. Lineage: Eukaryota; Metazoa; Echinodermata; Echinoidea; Camarodonta; Strongylocentrotidae. Gene Ontology annotation, cellular component: mitochondrion. The transcript is spliced from 9 exons.